GGCAUGGUCUUCUUGUUCGAUCAGACCGUCUCUGCCGUCUCCGUCUCUCCAACUCAGUCCCCCAAAUCCAAGGCAAAUCCGUCUCCCUCCGGCCACCCACCCACCGCCGGCGAUCCCCAGUACAGAGGGAGCGAAGCAAACCCACAGCCACUCCAUGGCGCCGCCGAGCACCUCCGGUGGCCACGAGGGCCUGAACCCCCGGGACGUGUGCGUCGUCGGCGUCGCGCGGACGCCCAUCGGCGCCCUGCUCGGCUCGCUCUCCUCCCUCCCCGCCACCAAGCUCGGCUCCGUCGCCAUCCAGGGUGCUCUCAGGAGGGCGAGCGUCGAUCCUGCGCUGGUGCAGGAGGUGUUCAUGGGCAACGUCCUCAGCGCCAACCUGGGCCAGGCGCCGGCCAGGCAGGCCGCUCUCGGCGCCGGCUUGCCCAACACUGUCCCCUGCACCACCAUCAACAAAGUUUGCUCCUCGGGGAUGAAGGCCAUCAUGCUUGCGGCCCAGUCGAUUCAGUUGGGCAUCAACGAUGUCGUGGUCGCCGGUGGCAUGGAGAGCAUGUCCAAUGCCCCCAAAUAUUUGGCAGAAUCAAGGCGAGGAUCGCGGUUUGGACAUGAUGUCCUGAUCGACGGGAUGCUUAAGGAUGGAUUGUGGGAUGUGUAUAACGAUUUCGCGAUGGGGAUGUGUGGUGAGCUGUGUGCAGACCAACACUCGAUUACAAGGGAGGAGCAGGAUGCUUAUGCCAUCCAAAGCAAUGAACGUGGAAUAGCAGCUCGAGACAGCGGCAUGUUUGAUUGGGAAAUUACUCCGGUUGAAGUUCCUUCGGGUAGAGGGAGACCACCGGUUGUUGUUGACAAGGAUGAGAGUCUUGCAAAGUUUGAUCCAGCGAAGCUCAGGAAACUUGGGCCGGCUUUUAAGAAGAAUGGCUCUGUAACUGCUGGCAAUUCUUCUAGUAUAAGCGAUGGUGCUGCUGCAGUUGUGCUAGUUAGUGGGGAGAAAGCUAAGAACCUUGGCCUUCAAGUUAUUGCAAGGAUCAGAGGGUAUGCUGAUGCUGCUCAGGCACCUGAGCUGUUUACGACAACUCCGGCUCUUGCUAUUCCAAAGGCUAUAUCAAAUUCUGGUCUCCAAACUUCACAAAUAGACUAUUAUGAGAUAAAUGAGGCUUUCUCGGUUGUCGCGGUAGCAAAUCAGAGGCUUCUUGACAUCCCUCCCGGAAAGCUAAAUGCAAGUGGUGGCGCUGUUUCUCUGGGUCAUCCUAUCGGUUGCAGUGGUGCACGAAUUAUUGUCACAUUGCUCGGGAUUCUUAGACAGAAACAUGCAAAAUUUGGGGUUGCCGGAGUUUGCAAUGGCGGUGGUGGUGCUUCAGCCCUCGUAUUAGAGUCCAUGCAACCUUCAUCGUAUAUCCGUUCCUCGUUGUGAAGUUGGCAUGACCCAGUUAGCAAAAGCUGAGCUGUAAAAUAUGCUGUCCUUGUGUCUUCUGUAAACUCUCUAGGGGGAUUUAUCGAUGGUGUAUAGGUCAAAUAUGGUACGAUAAAAAAUGUAAAAUAAGAUGACUGUGUGAUUCCCGCACAAGGUCCGGUCUCAUACCUUGUACAGAAAUUGCAUAACAGAUGGUCAGAGGAAUAAUUCGCUUACUCUUGAUCCCUAACAAAUCUUCAGAAAUAAGCAUGUAACUGUCUCCUCGUCCCUGUUAAA
This is a messenger RNA of Brachypodium distachyon (stiff brome), 1684 nucleotides long. RefSeq names its product acetyl-CoA acetyltransferase, cytosolic 1. The record is from RefSeq and is a predicted model, not a curated record. Gene Ontology annotation, biological process: fatty acid beta-oxidation. Gene Ontology annotation, molecular function: acetyl-CoA C-acetyltransferase activity. The coding region runs from base 155 to 1408 and encodes 417 amino acids. NCBI's taxonomy places the organism in Eukaryota, Viridiplantae, Streptophyta, Magnoliopsida, Poales, Poaceae. The transcript has 13 exons.